This is a messenger RNA of Paramormyrops kingsleyae, 2512 nucleotides long. RefSeq names its product stonustoxin subunit alpha-like. Lineage: Eukaryota; Metazoa; Chordata; Actinopteri; Osteoglossiformes; Mormyridae. Gene Ontology annotation, molecular function: protein binding. The record is from RefSeq and is a predicted model, not a curated record.
CAUACCGGCAGCUACACGAACCGAACCCGUACACUUCCGUUUACAGCACUGUCAAGAUCAAACUAAAAAAAUGAAUUUCGUUACAUAAAUCGCUGUCCUGUUGUCAUUUGGGGUCCAAGUCCUCUCAAUGCAGAGUUUAGAACUCAAAUCAUGGAAACUGACUCACAGACGCCUCUGGAGGUGGCAGCCCUUGGAAGACCCUUCCAGCUGGGGAUGCUGUAUGAUUGCCGUAAUGAUUGUCUCAUUACAGGAAUUACAAUGUGGGAUCUUGAAGACCUUAAAAAAGACUCGGAUGAAAGAAUUCAGCACAACACCGAAUUUGAUGUCAUUGCAUCUGAUUCUGUAGAGGAUAAGGCAUGGGCUUUGGAUGUUGAUGCUUCACUAAAAGCGAGUUUCGUAGGGGGAAUGAUUGAAGUGGGUGGAUCUGCCAAAUAUCUUAAGGACAAAAAGGCUUCAAAAAAACAGGCACGUGUCACCCUGAAGUAUAAAACAACUACGAAGUUCAUGCAGCUGUCUAUGAGUCACCUUGGACAAGGAAAUGUUAAACACCCAUAUGUGUUUGAGAAGGGAAUAGCCACACACGUGGUAACAGCAGUGCUGUACGGUGCUCAGGCAUUUUUUGUUUUUGAUCGAGAAGUGUCAGAAAGUGAGGACCAAAAAAACAUUGAGGGGAACCUGCAAGUGAUGAUAAAGAAAAUACCAUCCUUGUCAGUCGAAGGGGGGGCUUCCUUAAAGCUGUCAGACACUGACAGAGCUACUGUUGAAAAGUUGUCUUGUAAAUUCUAUGGGGACUUUGCUCUGAGACAGAACCCCGUUUCCUUCCAGGAUGCUGUAAAAGUAUACACAACACUUCCAGCUCUGCUGGGUGAAAAGGGGGAAAACGCUGUGCCAGUAAGGGUGUGGUUACUCCCCUUGGAAAUCUUAGAUUCUUCUGCUGCCAGAAUAGUGCGUCAGAUCAGUGUCAGAUUAAUAAAUGAAACACAGAGUGUGACAGAGUACUUCAAUGAAAUAGAAAUGCAAUGCAAUGAUGUUAUGAAACGAAAGAUUGUUGCACGCUUUCCUGAAAUUGGCAAAAAGGUGAAAUCCUUCAAAGAUAUGUGUUUGGAGUACAAAUCAGUGUUUCAGAGAUCUUUGUCAAGCAUUCUACCAUCAAUUCGUGGAGGUGGAACAGAGGAAUGUGUGCUUGCAAACAUCCUAAGAAAGAAGAAACAGUCUCCUUUCAAUAGCAAUAAACUUAAGAAAUGGCUGGACUGCAAAGAGGAAGAAAUCAACCUGCUCCAAACAUACACUGACAUGAUGGAAGACACAAGAAUUCUGGCUUCAAAUAGUGAGCUUCAAAGUGAAAUCUUGAAAAAUAGAGAUAAGAAUGUAGUGUGCUUUGCUUUAACAUCACUGGGUGAGGAGGAGCCGUAUCUGUCCUGCUUGGCGAGUCAUUUAAAGGCUCUUUCAACUGCAAAGCUAACAGAACCAACAGAGGAAGAUGGGAAGGAUGUCGAGCCGUGUGAGUUUUACUUCUCAGAUGCUGUGUCAGAAAAAAUGAAAGAACAAGCAAUCCUCUUCAUAGAUUUUGCAAAGGCAAACAAGGAGAACAAGAAAACACACUUUAUAGCUGCAUCCAUACCUAAUGAUAAGCACAAAGGGGCAAGUAUUUACCUUUACAAACAUGGGAUUAAAAAAAGUGACCAUUUUGAGCCUCCGUCAAAGCCAGAAAGACCAAAUGCAUCUGACGUCACUCAUGACAGUGUGACAAUAAAGCUGAGUCACCCCCAGUAUGGAUCCAGUGAAAUCACACACUACCUGGUUGAAUACUGUGCUAAUGAGUCAGAUGGUUGGCAAUUUAUUAAAGUACCCAAAUCUAACCUAGAAUGUACUGUGUCUGGGCUGCUUCCCCACACAGGCUACAGGUUCAGAUACAAGGCAGUGUGUCCAGCAGGUGUCAGUCUAACCAGUGAAGCUGAGAGCAUUAAAACUUUGCCCACAAGUCCUCCUGGGAAGCCAAGACAAACAUAUGUAGGCUUAGAGGAGAUUGUAGUUUCUUGGACAAAACCUGAUUCAAUUGGCCAUGGUGUCAACAUUGAAAACUAUGUUGUUGAAUACAGAACUGAAACAAAUGAAAAUAAGGCAUACUGGGAAAAUAAGACUAGUAAUGGUGAAGUCUUUGAAAUUACUGGACUAAAGCCAGAUACAGCAUAUUAUAUUAGAAUUAAGUGCAACUGUGGUGAAUCUGGUCAAAGCAAAGAAAGUAUGACAGUCUCUGUUUCAACAUUGUCAGGAACCACAACAGUAUCUGAAAAGAUAAAUCGAAAAAGAGUGAAUGUCAUAGCCAAGGGGUCCCGUCUGUGUACAAGGUCCGCUUUCAGGAGACACACACAAACUUAGAUGGAUGCAAGAGAUAUGCUUUUGGCAAAGAGAACACCAGGGACCAUCGAACCAUUAUGGUCAUUGGGGCAACAGGAGCAGGAAAAUCAACCCUAAUAAACGGAAUGAUCAACUAUAUUUUGGGUGUUAAGUG